Messenger RNA from Adineta steineri, 420 nucleotides. The record is from the annotation of a GenBank genome assembly. NCBI's taxonomy places the organism in Eukaryota, Metazoa, Rotifera, Eurotatoria, Adinetida, Adinetidae.
AUGUCUCAGACAUCUACAACUAUUCAAGUACCAGCACAACUUUCACGUGAUGAAACACGAGUAUUAGAAGAAUGUAAACAUGAAUCACUUAUGUAUCGUAGUAUACCAUUAGGUCUUGGUGCAUAUUUUGGAUUACAAUAUUCAAUGUCAAAAAAUAUUAUUUCAACAAGAGGAAAAUGGUUUAAAAUUGCUGGUGUUUUAAUUGCUGGAUAUAUUAUUGGAAAAAUAUCUUAUACAUCAACAUGUCGAAAGAAAAUUUUAACACAAAUUCCUAAUAGUAGUUUAGCACAAUUAAUUCGUGGUGUUGAAGCACAUCAAAUAACUGAAAUAGAUGUUAAUCUUCAACCACAAUCAGAUAAUCAUCCAGUAUCAGCUGAUGUUAAUCAAUAUGGUGAUCCAGUUUAUAAGACAAAUAAAUAG